This is a messenger RNA of Naegleria gruberi, 2451 nucleotides long. Its product is annotated as ubiquitin carboxyl-terminal peptidase. Gene Ontology annotation, cellular component: nucleus; cytosol. Gene Ontology annotation, molecular function: cysteine-type deubiquitinase activity; cysteine-type endopeptidase activity. The record is from RefSeq and is a predicted model, not a curated record. Gene Ontology annotation, biological process: protein deubiquitination. The transcript has a single exon. The coding region runs from base 217 to 2376 and encodes 719 amino acids. Lineage: Eukaryota; Heterolobosea; Eutetramitea; Acrasida; Naegleriidae.
AAAAAAUCAACAAACAACGCUAGCGCAAUUUCCUUCAAGCCACAAACAAGCAGCAAAGCUCGCAUUUGACUCUCGUUUUUUUAUUGAACAAGUCAUCAUCAUCAUUUUGUGGUCAUUGGCAAAGAAUUUGAAGAAGAUUGAAACCUCCUAUAAUCCAUCAUCAUCUAAAUCAUCAUCAUUAAUUUCUCUCCCCUUUUUUAAAACUAAAUAACAACAAUGAGCGAAAACUUUUGGGAACAACGUAAACUCGAAAUUGAGCAAACUAGGCAAGCUGAACUCGAAAAGAAGGCUGCUGAACAAAAGGAAAAGAAGAAGAGUCAAGUAGUAGAAAAAACUGAAAAGAAGAAGGAAAAGCAACCAAAGAAGGUUGAACAACAAAAGGAACAAACCCAACAACAACCAAACGGUGCUGCUGCUGCUUCUGAACAAAAAGAAAAGAAAAAGAAGAACUUUAAAAAGAACAAGGAAGCCUCUCAACCAUCAACUUCCCAACCAGCCACUACUGAAGCUUCUGCUCAAGAUGAUUUCCAAACUGUAGAAAGAAAGACUGGUGGAAGAAGACAAUUCCGUGGUGCUAACAAGAGAAGUAACAAUAAGAAGAAGGAAAAUGGCGAAAAGAAGAAGGAAAAUAAGGAAAAUAAGGAACAACAACCAAAGAAGGAAGAAAAGACAACAACUGAACAAGGACAACAACAAGUUGUUGUUCAACCUGUUCAAAUUAAGGUCUUUUCUACCACUGAAUCAACACCUGUUCAAGGUUCUGACUCUUGGGUUUCUCUCUUGAGAGGUAAUCAACCAGAAAGUACCUCCACUACUCAACAACAACAACCAACUUCUAAUGGUGCUGCUACUUCUACCAAGAAGAGUAAGCCAAAAUCCGAAAAGAAGACUGUUGUUGCCAAGCCAGUUACUGCUGAAAAGACAACAACUGAAGCAAAGAACAAGCCACAAAAGAAUUAUGAAUCCGGAAAGAACUUGUUGAGAUCAACUGAAGUUGAAGUUGAUCAAGCAUUGUUGGACGAAGUUGGUGUUUUUAUUCAACCAAGAGGAAUGACCAAUAUUAACAAUUCUUGUUAUAUGAAUGCUGUUUUGCAAACUUUGGUCUCCCUUCCACAAUUCUAUCAUGUAAUGAAGAGACUCGGAAAGAUUUCUCUCGACAAUGAAGAAUAUCCACUUACCAACAAGUUUGUCCGUUUGGUUAACGAAUAUCAAACCAUGAAGACUCACCGUCCACAAAGUGGAAAGGAAGGUGAAAAGAAAGAUAGAAAAUACUUUAUCAAUGCUUCUACUGAACAUUUAGUUCCAAGUUAUAUUGUUGAUUAUAUUCAACAAUCAUCAACCAACUUGGAAGAUGCCUUCCUCUUGGGUACUCAACAUGAUGCUCACGAAUUCUUGAAUCACAUCUUGCAAAGACUUCACGAAGAAUUGAAGAAGACUGAAGCUACUUUGGGUAGAAAGUCUCCUUCUGCUUCAAAGAAGAAGAGCAAUAAGAAGCAAGAAGCAACUUCUGAACAAGCAGAACAACCAUCCACUGAAACUACCAGUGAAGAAUGGAAGGAAGUUGGAAAGAAGAAUAAGGCCAAUCCAAUGCGUGAACAUGAAAUGGGUGAUAGCAGUGUUAUUGCUCGUACUUUCGCUGGUAAGAUGAAGAGCUUUGUUCAAAAGCAAGGUGAAAGCAAGGGAAGUUCUGUUGUUGAACCAUUCUUUAGCUUGCAUUUGCCAAUCAAGGAUGAAAACAUCAAGGGUGUUAAAUUCGCCUUGAGAGAAAUGACCAAGGAAGAAAAUGUUAGUGAUAAGAAUGCCAAGUCUUCUAUUUAUCAACUUCCAAAGGUUCUCCUCUUACAUUUGAGAAGAUUCGACUUUUCUUCAACUGAAGGAGUUCAAAAGAUUUCUAAGCGUAUUAGAUUUGAUUAUGAAUUGAAUAUUGACGAAAAGGUUGUUCCAAACGUCAAGGCCAUUUCUGGAAGACCAAGUUUGAAAUAUAGACUUGCUAGUGUCAUUUGUCAUCAUGGAAAGGAUGCUACUAGUGGACAUUAUAGUACUUAUAUUCAACAUGGAUGCGGAAAGUGGAUUCAUAUUGAUGAUACUAAGGUAACUGUUGUUAGUUUGCAACAUGUUCUAGAUCAACAAGCUUACAUUUUGACCUAUGUUCAAGAUGAUAACCAAGAACACUAUAAAUUAUACUCGGAAGGAAGCUCAUCGUCUCCUUUGUUCAGUGAAUCAAGUGAACAAAAUGGUGAAAAGAAGAAGGACCACAAGAAGAAGGAUAAGAAGGACAAGAAGGAAAAGAAAUCUAAACCUGCCACAACUACUACCACUACUACUACUACCCCAACUACUACCGAGACAAAGACAGAAGCUAAGACCGAUGUGUAGAGUUCUCAUUUUGUACAAAUACUACUAUUAUAAUUCCCUACUUUAUUUAUAAAAACAAUUUUGAUUCUUUUUAAA